GUUCCUAUUUCAGCAGUCAAAUCAAUUUGCUGAUAUGGAAAAAAAAUACAAUUUCUUAAAGCAAGAAGCUGAAAAAUUCCUGGACAUGGGAAAUAAAGUUAACUUUAUUUCUGAAAAGCUUGAGUCUUCUGAAAGUAUCCUACAAGAAGCUGCUUCAUCCAUCUCUGUGAUUACUGAAUUUGAGCAGGAAAUACCUUCUCUUCAUAACAUCAUAAAUGAUAUUCAGAACAAUGAACAGACUCUCUCUCUAAAGAUGCAGAGCAUUAAUGAGAAAUUCCAAAAUGUUACAAAUUCCUGGAGAAGAAGCUUGGAUGAAAUGAAUACGAACGCUAGUAGUUUGAAGUCUGAAGCAAAGUCCAUCCAUACAGAAGUUACUUCGCAAAUUAAUGAAGCUGACCAAAGAAUUAAAUCCCUUUCCGAAAGAGUAAGAGAUCUGGAAUACAGUACGACCAGAAAUAUUAGAACACUAAAAAGGCAAGAAGAUGAUGAAUUCUCUAGAGUUGAACAAAAGUUGAACUUGCAUGCAAAGGCAGUUGAAAAGCUAGAAGAAGAGCAGAACAGUCUGGUAGCCAAGGACACAGACCUGAAUCAGAAACUUGCAGACUAUGAACCUAAAAUUGAGGAGUGCAAGACCCAUUUGCCAACAAUUGAAAAUGCUAUUCAUGCUAUUCUUAGAUUAUCAAGUGAAUUGCUAAGUAUGGAGAGGAAGAUUGAGGACAUGACAACACAGCUGUUUACUGUGGAAAACGAUAUGUUGAAAACUAUUUCUGAUACAGCAGUGAUGCAGAAGGUUCUUGAAGGCAUACAGGACAAUCACAGCAAACUGAGAGUGCAAAAGGAAAUUGUGGUUUUAGAAGAAGUAGUGCAUGACAUUAAAGUAUCUUCAGAAGCAAAAGAAAUAACUUUAGAAAACUAUAAUUUAAAAAAUGACUAG
Molecule: messenger RNA, 934 nt
Organism: Merops nubicus (carmine bee-eater)
Lineage: Eukaryota; Metazoa; Chordata; Aves; Coraciiformes; Meropidae
Product: inhibitor of nuclear factor kappa-B kinase-interacting protein-like
Exons: 2
Source: RefSeq, a predicted model, not a curated record